Molecule: messenger RNA, 2118 nt
Organism: Pieris macdunnoughi
Lineage: Eukaryota; Metazoa; Arthropoda; Insecta; Lepidoptera; Pieridae
Source: the annotation of a GenBank genome assembly
AUGCGUUCUGUAGUAGAAAUAGGAGCCAGUGUCCCAGCUUUUUUGGGAAAAUUGUGGAAACUGGUCAAUGAUUCAGAGACCAACCAUCUGAUAUCGUGGAGUCCUGGAGGAAAGACUUUUGUUAUAAAAAAUCAAGCUGAUUUUGCCCGGGAGUUGCUACCUUUAUACUAUAAGCACAAUAAUAUGGCAAGCUUCAUUCGACAGCUAAAUAUGUAUGGUUUUCAUAAAAUUACAUCUGUUGAAAAUGGGGGCCUGAGAUAUGAGAAAGAUGAAAUUGAGUUUUCACAUCCUUGCUUCAUGAGAGGUCACGCUUAUUUACUUGAACACAUCAAAAGAAAGAUUGCAAAUCCUAAAUCAAUUGUUGCAAAUAGUGAAGGUGGGGAAAAAAUUAUAAUAAAACCAGAGCUUAUGAAUAAAGUGUUAGCUGAUGUUAAACAAAUGAAAGGAAAACAGGAAAGUCUAGAUGCAAAAUUUAGUGCAAUGAAACAGGAGAAUGAAGCUUUAUGGAGGGAAGUAGCCAUACUUAGACAGAAACAUAUAAAACAACAACAAAUUGUAAACAAUUUGAUUCAAUUCUUAAUGUCACUAGUUCAGCCAGCUAGAGCACCAGCGGCUAGUGGUAACAAUGUAGGUGUAAAGAGACCCUAUCAAUUAAUGAUAAACAGUGCAGCUCACAAUGUCAGUGAUGCAUACCCAGGGACAAUUAAGAAUAUUAAACUAGAUAAAGAAAACUUAUUAGAAGAGACAAAUGAGGAUAAUUUGGAGGAUGGACCAACAAUUCAUGAAUUAGCACAUGACGAUAUUCUAAAUAAUGAUGCUUCACAAGACUCAUUAGAUGCAACUGGCUUUGUAACCGUUAAUUUAUCAUCUGUACCUAUUAUCAAUUCUGGCAAUACUGAUGGUGCAACAUUACCCACUCAAUACCAUGUUACAAUGGAGGACGAUGAAGAUACUGAAACAGAUGGAAUAAGACUACGGUAUCCCAACAAUUUUACCAAUGGCAUGUUAAGAAGUCCCAACGCUCAACCAAUUGUAACUUCACCAUCACCUACAAUUACUUCUGCAUCUCCAAUAGGUCAAUCUGCAAUGGAACAAAUUUUUGUUACUGUACCAAGCACUUCAAAACCUAAAACAAAAACCGGCAAGAAAAAUGUGUCUCACACAAAGAAUAUCAACAACAUAACAUUAAACAAUUAUAAUACUAUAAAUCCAUCUGCUGAUUUUAAGCUUCCUGCUGAAAUAUUUGCAAGUGAUGAUUCUAUAAGUGAUGCUGGAGCUGGUGGGACUGAUGACAUAAAUAAUUUGAAUGAACUUAAUGGAAACGAUUUAGUUAUGUCUACAUUAAAAGACAAGUUGCUAGGAGGAAUUAAUAUUAAGGUUGAAAGGGCUGAGCCUGUUCCAAGUAGUACAGAGAAAAAAGCUAAGAAAUCCAAAGAUAAUACAAACAAUUUUAAUUUAGCUGAUAUAAAGACUGAACUUCAAGAUGAUUUUGAUUGGAAUAACAUGACCUUGGCUACAGUACACAACAAUCCAAACCUCAAUAAGUUACAAACAAUGUAUAGGAGGGAUAACAACAACCACAAUGGAGAGGAUUAUUCUCUUUUCGCAUCAAAUUCAAACAAGAACGAUAUUGAUGACCAUUUAGACACAAUGCAAACUGAUCUGGAAUCUUUGCGGGAUCUCUUAAGAAGUGAUUCUUAUUCAUUUGACACCAACACAUUGCUAGGGACUCCUGAAACAAGCUUGCAGACAACGAUGUCUUUCAACCCAUCUUUGAAUGAGCACAUACAAAAUGGACAUUUGUUUGGAUCAGAUGACCCAUUCUACGGGUUGUCUUACAAUGCAACCGAUGAGCGAGCUAAAGCUACCAAUGCGAAGAAGAUGAAAGGUGAGAUUUCAAAUGUAACCUGUGACGAGACUCGCGUCCAGAGCCCUUUCAAUGAGGAUGAUGCUGAAGGGAAUCAGUUAAUCUCGUAUACAGGGAAUAUUCCAGACUUUGAAGACAUUUCAAUACCAGAUUUGGAUGCAGAUAAUUCCAUGUCACCGAGCCCGAGUAGAUCCACCCUUAAUACACCGCAAAUCGAACUUCGGUCGCCAUCCUUUGUUCUAAAACACUGA